Penicillium cinerascens is the source of this 516-nucleotide messenger RNA. RefSeq lists its product as uncharacterized. Lineage: Eukaryota; Fungi; Ascomycota; Eurotiomycetes; Eurotiales; Aspergillaceae. The transcript has a single exon. The record is from RefSeq and is a predicted model, not a curated record. Bases 1 to 516 code for a protein of 171 amino acids.
AUGCCGUCAAGAGAAACUCUCAUCCAGCCCGUCCGCGCUCUCUGUGCCGGUUUUUCUACCAAUGCCCCCAUACCGGACAUUCUACGCCAGUUCACGACAUCUCCUCCACCGCUAGCAGCAGAGUAUGGUCUGAAAAGCUUAGCUCCUUUUCUGGGGCGUGAUUUUAAAGGCCAACAUGGAGUGGCAGACUAUUUUCGUCUGGUUACCGAAAUUUUGGCAGUCGAAACUAUGAGCUUCGAAAGCGAGUCCUCGUGGAUGAUCGAUGAAAAUAUUAGGGCAGUCGGGCUGCGUGGAAAAGGUCGUUUUAUCUGGAAAGACACAGGGCAGAUUUGCGAUGAAGAAUUCUUCUAUCGUAUGGAGAUAGCACAGGAGGAGGAUGACAACGCUGGGAAGGGACAAUGGAAAGUCCAGGAUUACAGAGUUUGGUCAGAUACCGGGGCAGCUUACUUGGCUCGCUUAGGGAAGUUGGCUGAAUGUGGCACGGAGGGAGGAAAUGAUCCCACGGCUGCUCUUUGA